This is a messenger RNA of Malus domestica (apple), 5469 nucleotides long. The record is from RefSeq and is a predicted model, not a curated record. Lineage: Eukaryota; Viridiplantae; Streptophyta; Magnoliopsida; Rosales; Rosaceae.
AUUCGGCAAAAUGCAAAAAUUAAAAACCGGAAAUUUCGCAACGUCUCUCUCUGUAAAUACCGCCAUUAAAUUAUCCAAAUUCUCUCUCCCUCUCUCUCCCUCUCUCUCUCCUCAACCCCCCGUCUCUCUCUCUCUACCUGCUGCGUCCACAGUCGUUGGAGGGUGACGUGUCGAAUACGCAAUUUAAACCCUCGGUCUCCGCCAUUUCGGACUCCUACUCCAUACCUGUUAGGGCGGGAACCCAAAAUUUUCACCCAAAACUCUCUCUCUCUCCUCACUUUCUCUCUCUACUUUGUCCUUCUCUGUUUCUUUCUAAACCUCUCUCGAUUCCGCUCUUCCGCCGCUUGUCGUCUUCUCCAACCGAAUUCUAGGGUUUCUGGUUCUCUGUCAGCAACUGAAAUCUUCCGCCGGGGGUCCUCCGAGAUGAGCCUCCGCCGGGGCUCCAAGGUCUGGGUCGAGGACCGGGAUUUGGCCUGGGUCCCGGCUGAAGUCGCCGACUGGAAGGGGAAGCAGCUCCAGGUCGUCACCGCUUCGGGAAAGAAGGUUUUGGCUUUGCCGGAGAAGCUGUUUCUGAGGGAUGCGGAUGAGGACGAGCAUGGCGGAGUGGACGACAUGACGAAGCUGACAUAUUUGAACGAGCCGGGUGUGCUGUAUAACCUUCAGAGGAGAUACGCUCUCAAUGAUAUAUAUACAUAUACAGGGAGCAUUUUGAUUGCGGUUAACCCAUUCACAAAGCUUCCCCAUCUAUACAAUGUCCAUAUGAUGGAGCAGUAUAAGGGAGCUCCAUUUGGUGAGCUAAGCCCCCAUGUUUUUGCGGUGGCUGAUGCGUCUUAUAGAGCAAUGGUGAAUGAUGGACAAAGCCAAUCAAUACUGGUCAGUGGUGAAAGUGGAGCUGGGAAGACUGAAACGACGAAACUGAUUAUGCAGUAUCUUACUUAUGUAGGAGGCCGAGCUGCUGGUGCUGGUGAUGAGAGAACUGUUGAACAACAAGUUCUUGAAUCGAAUCCCCUUUUGGAGGCAUUUGGUAAUGCCAGGACUGUUAGAAAUGACAAUUCAAGUCGUUUUGGCAAGUUUGUUGAGAUCCAGUUUGAUGCAAGUGGUAGAAUAUCUGGAGCUGCAAUUAGAACUUAUCUACUGGAAAGAUCCCGUGUUGUUCAGAUUACAGAUCCUGAAAGGAAUUACCACUGUUUUUACCAGUUGUGCGCAUCUGGAAAGGAUGCAGAGAAGUACAAGUUAGACCACCCAAGCCACUUCCAUUACCUGAAUCAAAGCAAGACUUAUGAACUUGAUGGAGUGAGCAGUGCAGAAGAGUAUACGAAGACAAGAACAGCAAUGGAUAUUGUUGGUAUCAGCUGUGAAGAUCAGGAAGCAAUAUUCCGCACCUUGGCUGCAAUUCUGCAUUUGGGGAACAUUGAAUUUUCUCCUGGGAAAGAGCACGACUCUUCAGUUCUAAAGGAUCAGAAAUCGAACUUUCAUAUGCAGAUGGCUGCUAAACUUUUCAUGUAGUUGCUUAAUAAAUCAUGUGAUGUGGACCUCUUAUUAGCAACACUGUCUACUCGUACAAUCCAAACUCGUGAAGGAAUUAUUGUUAAAGCUCUCGACUGUUGUGGUGCUAUUUCUAGUAGAGAUGCAUUGGCAAAGACUGUUUAUUCUCGGUUGUUUGACUGGCUUGUUGAUAAGAUUAAUACAUCUGUUGGCCAAGACUCGACUUCCCAAAUGCAAAUAGGAGUCUUGGACAUUUAUGGUUUUGAAUGCUUUAAGGACAAUAGUUUUGAGCAAUUUUGCAUUAACUUUGCAAAUGAGAAGCUACAGCAACACUUUAAUGAGCAUGUGUUCAAGAUGGAGCAGGAGGAGUAUAGCAAAGAGGAAAUUGAUUGGAGCUACAUUGAAUUCAUUGACAACCAAGAUGUUCUGGAUUUGAUUGAGAAGAAACCUGUUGGGAUAAUUGCUCUCUUGGAUGAAGCUUGCAUGUUCCCAAAAUCAACACACCAAAGUUUUUCAACCAGGUUGUUUCAGCUUUUACGGCCCCACCAAAGGUUGGAAAAGGCAAAAUUUUCGGAAACAGAUUUUACCAUGUCCCAUUAUGCUGGAAAGGUUACUUAUCACACAGAUACCUUUUUGGAUAAGAAUCGUGAUUAUGUUGUCGUAGAACAUUGCAAUCUGUUGUCUUCUUCCAAAUGCCCUUUUGUUGCUGGUCUUUUCGGUCCGCUACCUGAGGAAUCUUCAAGAUCAUCGUACAAAUUUUCUUCUGUGGCCACUAGAUUUAAGCAACAACUUCAAGCACUUAUGGAAACCCUCAAUUCAACAGAGCCUCAUUACAUACGCUGUGUUAAGCCGAACUCAUUGAAUCGACCGCAAAAGUUUGAGAAUUUGAGCAUCUUACAUCAAUUACGCUGCGGGGGUGUUCUAGAGGCUGUUCGGAUAAGUCUGGCAGGUUAUCCCACACGUAGAACUUACUCAGAGUUUGUAGAUCGAUUUGGAUUAUUAGCUCCUGAAUUCAUGGAUGGAAGCUAUGAUGAAAAAUCUACAACUGAGAAAAUUUUGAAAAAGUUAAAGCUAGAGAAUUUUCAGUUGGGUAGGACCAAAGUAUUUCUUAGGGCUGGUCAAAUUGGUGUUCUGGACUCCCGACGGGCAGAGGUUUUGGACAAUGCUGCAAAGCGCAUUCAACGUCAAUUGCGAACGUUUGUUGCUCGCAAAGAUUUUGUUUCCAAACGAGCUGCUGCAUUUGCACUCCAAGCUUUUUGCAGAGGAUGCCUUGCUCGAGCGUUGUAUACUUUAAAACGGGAGGCAGCAGCUGCUAUUUUUAUACAGAAACAUGUCCGAAGGUGGCUAUUAAAGUGUGCUUAUGUGGAAUUAUAUUCAGCUGCUACUGUCAUACAGUCCAAUAUUCGUGGUUUUUCAAUUCGCCGAAGAUUUUUGCAUGGAAAGAAACAUAAAGCUGCCACCUUGAUCCAGGCUCGGUGGAGGAUGUGCAAGGUUCGCUCGGCAUUCCAACAUCACCAAGCUUCUGUUGUAGCAAUACAAUGUCUUUGGAGGCGAAAGUUAGCAAGGAGAGAGCUCCGAAGGCUUAAACGAGAGGCAAAUGAAACCGGUGCCUUGCGUUUAGCUAAGGGUAAACUUGAGAAGCAGUUAGAGGACCUCACAUGGCGGUUACAACUUGAGAAACGAUUACGGGUAUCUAAUGAGGAAGCUAAGUCAGUAGAAAUUUCAAAACUUCAAAAAGUGUUGGAAUCCUUGAGUCUUGAGUUAGAUGCGUCAAAGCUGGCUACAAUUAAUGAGUGCAACAAGAAUGCAGUGCUUCAAAAUCAAUUGGAGUUAUCAGUGAAAGAAAAAUCAUCUUUGGAAAGAGAAAUCAUUGGAAUGGCUGAAUUGAGAAGGGAAAAUGCAUUUUUAAAGAUUUCCUUGGAUGCAUUGGAGAAGAAGAACUCAGCUCUUGAAACCGAACUUCUCAAGGCUCGAAAGGACAGUACAGACACCAUUCAGAAGUUGCAUGAAUUUGAACAGAAGUGCAACCAGCUCCAGCAGAAUGUAAAGAGCCUUGAGGAGAAACUCUCUGGAUUAGAGGAGGAGAAUCUUAUCAUGCGACAAAAGGCCCUUAGUGUGCCUGCAAAGAGCACUCGGCAAGGUGUUGAAAAGUUGUUUCCAGAGAAAAACCUUGGUGCGGUUAUUCCCAUCACUGAACAGAAGCCUGCAUUUGAGUCACCCACACCUACAAAAAUGAUUGCACCCUUUUCACAUGUCUUGUCAGAAUCACGCCGAUCAAAGUUAGCAGUUGAGAGGCACCAGGAGAACUAUGAAUUCCUAUCAAGAUGUGUUAAGGAAGAUUUGGGGUUUAAAGACAGCAAACCAUUGGCGGCUUGUAUCAUAUACAAAUGCCUUCUUCAGUGGCAUGCCUUUGAGUCUGAGCGUACAGUUAUUUUUGACCAUAUAAUUGAGGGAAUAAAUGAAGUUCUGAAGGUUGGGGAUGAGAACAUAACCUUGCCCUAUUGGCUGUCCAAUGCCUCAGCGCUUCUAUGCCUUUUGCAGAGGAAUUUACGACCAAAUAGUUUCCCAGCAACUCAGCGUUCUGGGUCUUCUGCUUUAGCUCUCAGGAUUGCACAAGGACUGACAUCUCCUUUCAAAUAUAUUGGUUAUGAAGAUGGUAUGUCACAUCUUGAAGCAAGAUAUCCAGCUAUAUUGUUCAAACAGCAGCUAACUGCUUGUGUAGAAAAGAUCUUUGGCUUGAUGCGCGACAGUUUGAAGAAGGAAUUGGCUCCACUCUUGGGCUCAUGCAUUCAGGCACCCAAAGCUGCGCGAAAGUCAUCUAGAUCACCUGGGAACGCUCCUCAGCAAUUACCUGGAAGUCAGUGGGACAACAUAAUCAAAUUCUUGGAUACCCUAAUGAGUCGAUUACGUGGGAAUCAUGUACCUUCAUUUUUUAUUCGCAAGUUAGUCACACAGGUCUUCUCUUUCAUCAAUAUGUCACUUUUCAACAGUCUACUGCUGCGACGCGAAUGUUGCACAUUUUCGAACGGUGAAUACGUAAAAUCAGGUCUUGCUGAACUGGAGAAAUGGAUUGGCAACACCGGGGAGGAGUAUGCAGGAACCUCUUGGCACGAGCUAAAUUAUAUCAGACAAGCUGUUGGUUUUCUGGUAAUACAUCAGAAGAGGAAAAAGUCUCUCGACGAAAUUAGGCAGGAUCUUUGUCCGGCAUUGACAGUCAGACAAAUCUACCGAAUAAGUACAAUGUACUGGGAUGACAAAUACGGCACUCAGAGUGUGUCCAACGAGGUGGUUGCUCAAAUGAGGGAGCUUUUGAACAAGGACAACCAGAAUCUGACCUCCAAUUCGUUCUUGUUGGAUGAUGAUCUGAGCAUUCCAUUCUCGACUGAAGAUAUCGACAAGGCAAUUCCUCUAAGCGAUCCUUCAGAAAUCGAACUUCCAUCAUCCUUGUCUGGUUAUACCUGCGCGCAGUUUCUUGUCCAGCCCCAAACUUAAAUCGCGCACUAAACUCCCAAGGGUUGCGGUGUAAGCUUACGCCAGAUGGAUGUAAAGGGAAAUGUCUUUUAUAGGCUUAGAAGUUCAAAAAAUGAGCAGCAGUCAUCUGAAUAUUAAGAGGAUGACUUGUUACAUUGCUCGAAUUCGUUAAUUAGCUUUUCGGGUUUUUAGGCUUCAUCAAGCUUGAUGAAUUCAUUCCCCUCCAAUCAGUUGCAGGUUUAGGGAUUGGUCAUCUUAUUGUAAUUAAACUACAUUUCUCUCCAAUUCUUUUGUUUUCUUUCUCUCGGACGACAGGGCCAGGGACGUCGGGGAGGGGUUAAGCUUGGCGUCGAGAGUGACAUGUUUGUACUCUUGAAAUCGCGUCUAUGUUGUAUCACGAUGUUUCUGUAAUUCUUAUUUGUACAUUCAGAAAGAGGAUCAAGGAAAUUGCAGGAUUCCUUUACCUUUUUUAUUUUUUUAACUUUAUGCCAAACAGUUAUUUGUACUGGUAAA